Messenger RNA from Mastomys coucha (southern multimammate mouse), 2528 nucleotides. RefSeq names its product coiled-coil domain containing 102A (gene Ccdc102a). The record is from RefSeq and is a predicted model, not a curated record. NCBI's taxonomy places the organism in Eukaryota, Metazoa, Chordata, Mammalia, Rodentia, Muridae. The transcript has 9 exons. Gene Ontology annotation, cellular component: myosin complex. The coding region runs from base 322 to 1971 and encodes 549 amino acids.
GCAGCCUGGCCCGAGCCCGCAGCAGACCGCGCCCCACGCGGGGCCCCCGCCCGCUCCCCUUCCCCUCCCCCGGCAGGAGGAGGAGACUCGGCGGCCCUCCCCCGGCCUCCCGACGGCCGCAGCAGCCAGCCCCGCGCCCGCUCCACCCAGAGCAGCAGCUCGGACGUCCGGAAUCCCGGCCCCGACCCGAGGUCUGAAGAGGCAUCGCAAAGUAUCCCAGAGGGCAGUGGGUCCAGGCGUCCGGCACACGCAGUGAUAACAUGUAGGUCUCUGUCUUGAGCCUAGCCGCAAGUUUGUACCCAAGGCUAGCCCAGCCUCACUAUGAGCCACGGUCCGAGCCCGCGGCUGGCUGAGUCCCCGCAGCUGUCCAAGAGCAGCCUGCUUACCAUCCUGGGCAGCCCGUCCCCGGAACGCAUGGGCCCGGCCGACUCACUGCCACCCACGCCGCCUAGCGGCACGCCGUCCCCGGGACCGCCACCCGCACUACCCUUGACUGCUCCCGCUCUGCUGGCCGACGGCGACUGGGAGAGCCGCGAGGAGCUGCGGCUGCGGGAGCUGGAGGAGGCGCGCGCACGAGCCUUGCAGAUGGAGAAAACGAUGCGCUGGUGGUCGGACUGCACGGCGAACUGGCGCGAGAAGUGGAGCAAGGUGCGCGCAGAGCGCAACCGUGCGCGGGAAGAGGUGCGCCAGCUGCGCCAGCGCCUGGAUACGCUCACCAAGGAGUUGGCAGGCGCGCGCCGCGAGCGCCAGGAGGCUCAGGGCGAGUGCGAAGCGCGCGGCCGCGAGCUGGCCCGGCUGCGGGGAGCGCGCGGUGCGGCGGACAAGACACAAGACGGUCCGGAGGCGGAACGCGAGCAAGAGCCUGUGCGUGACAUCGGGGCCGAGAGGCCGCCUGGCAGCCAGGAGCUGGACCUGGUAGAGAGCCUGCUGAAGAGCAGACCAGAGGAGCCCGAGGGCUGCUGGGAUGCCUGCAGUGUGGCAACUGGGGGCCCUCGGGUCAGCUCCGGACGCCAGGAUCGCAACCGCCUGCCCUGGGAGGACACAGCCAGUACUGAGGAGGAUGCCUCCAAGUUGACUGCCCUGCGGCUACGGCUAGAUGAAUCCCAGAAGGUGCUCCUCAAGGAACGAGAGGAUAAGCUGGCUCUGAGCAAGAACAUCGAGAAGCUGGAGGGGGAGCUUAGCCAAUGGAAGAUCAAAUAUGAGGAGCUGAGCAAGACCAAGCAAGAGAUGCUCAAGCAACUCAGCAUCCUAAAGGAGACGCACCAAGAUGAGUUGGGCCGCAUGUCGGAAGACCUGGAGGAUGAACUGGGUGCACGCUCUAGCAUGGAUCGCAAGAUGGCUGAGCUGAGGGGUGAGAUGGAAAGGCUCCAGGCAGAAAACGCAGCUGAGUGGGGCCGCAGAGAGCGGCUGGAGACAGAGAAGCUGGGCCUGGAACGGGAGAACAAGAAGCUGCGUGCACAGGUUGGAGACCUGGAGGAGGCCCUGGCCCGCAGACGGCGGCAGAAUGCCAGUGCCCUGGACUGUGACCUGCGGGCCAGCCAGGCUGCUCUUUUCGAGAAGAACAAGGAGCUGGCCGAUCUGAAGCACGUGCAUGGCAAGCUCAAGAAGCAGUUCCAAGAGAAGGUAGCCGAGCUGGCACACGCCAAUCGGCGCGUGGAGCAGCAUGAGACGGAGGUCAAGAAGCUGCGGCUGCGGGUGGAAGAGCUCAAGAAAGAGCUGGCCCAGGCCGAGGAUGAGCUGGAUGAGGCCCACAACCAGGCGAGGAAGCUGCAACGCUCACUGGACGAGCAGACAGAACAGAGCGAGAACCUGCAGGUGCAGCUGGAACACCUGCAGUCCAGGCUCCGCCGGCAGCAGCAAAACGCACCCCUUUUUGGAAAGAUUCGUAGUACCCGAUUUGGCACAGAGGAGGCCGGAGACGGAGCCAGCGACCUAGAUGAGGAUGAGGACCUGCAAAUCCAGGUGGCCUAGGACAUCCAGGGUGGAACAGGACUGCCCCCAAAGCACAGAGGCCCAGCUGAGAGUCCACUUAGACCUGACAGCCGCCUUCACUGUCUGUACGCUGGGGUUCCACCCCCCUGCUUUGAACCGCUUCCUUUUCUCCCAGGAAGGCAUGAGUUUCAUCUACUCAUACCUCCGUGAAGGGGGAGCCUGUUGGAUAUGUAUAUCAUAUAAAUGCCCAGGGUUGCCCGGUGCCCAGAUCUUAAGACCCCACCUGCAUAAAUACUUCAUGCAGAAAUGGAACAUGGUGAGGGAGGCUUGGUGGUCUGGAAGGGGCUAUUCAUAGUAAGAUGCUAUGAACUCAGACUUUUGUAAUAAAUGGACGUCAAGCUCUUGGGGUAGAGUCCUGAAAGUGCAGGAGACUCGGGAAGGAGGCGAGUGGGGUCGGCAUCAGCCUGCACCUGACAUUGAACUAGAGUCCAAGAGUGAAUGAGUGAGUCCGGUGCAGCUGAGGUUCUUGGUGUCCAGUCUGUCAGGAAACAAGGAAACAAGGAAAUGUGGUGCCAGUCUUAUCUGGACAAGAAGAG